AUGUCUUUCACGCGUGAGGACGCAGACAUUGCGCACGCAUUACAUGAAGCUUACCCUGGACGAGCGCAACACUAUGGAGGCGAUGCAGGACUGGAACGAGAAUAUAAUGCCUUCCGUACGCAGGACGAACAGCGACGACUCCAGCAACAGCAGCAGCAGCAGCAGCAAAGCGAGGCUAUAGAAGAAGCAGAGGAGCCCGCCGAGCCUAUCGAGCAGAUUGAAUCUCACCACGAUGGCCGACACAUGUCCACCGUCACCAGCGGCUCCUCCAUCUCGUCCGUCGAGCGAGAAGAAAUCGGCGGCCAACCCCGAAUGCGAAAUCGACGGCUCGACUCCGCUGCAACUAUCACCUCUGGCACCUCAACCCAAGUCGAAGAUAAGAUCAUGAACUACCUCGACCGCCAUCCUACCGCUAUACAACGCAUCGGCGACCAUCGACUCCAGCACUCCCUCACCGUCGGCACCACUAAGACCGGCACCUCGCAAGCGGCAAAACUGCCCAAUUUCGGUGGCGGGAAGCCUUAUCCACAACCGCUGCCGGAUCGCGAGGAGUAUGUUGUCGAGUUCGAUGGGCAUGACGAUCCUAUGCACCCCCAGAACUGGCCGCUGAGGCAGAAAUUGAUUAUCGCUGGGAUUCUCAUCUUGAAUGCUUUCGGUGCUACUUUUGCUUCUUCCAUUUUCUCUUCGGCAUCUACGGCUGUGGCUAUGCAGUUUCAUGUCGGACGCGAAGUGGCUACGCUGGGGACCUCGCUGUUUGUGCUUGGCUAUGCUUUUGGGCCGAUCAUUUUUGCUCCGAUGUCUGAGUUGUAUGGGAGGAGGCUGCCGUUGAUCAUUGCUGCGUUUGGAUUCGGUAUCUUCAAUAUCGCUGUCGCCGUUGCCAAGGACUACCAGACCUUGAUGAUUUCCCGCUUCUUCGCCGGCACUUUCGGCUCAGCACCACUUACUAUCGUUGCGGCUGUCUUCUCCGACAUGUUUAGCAAUGAAGUCCGUGGUAUCGCCGUCGCCCUCUUCUCGGCGACGAUUAUGGGCGGUCCCUUCAUGGGGCCAUUCAUUGGCGGUUUCAUCACCAAAUCAUACCUUGGUUGGCGCUGGACUGCCUACAUUCCAGGUAUUAUAGGAUUGACUGCUUGUGUUCUCGCAGCUUUCUUCCAAAAAGAGACCUAUGGUCCGGUGAUCCUUGUGGAAAAGGCUUCACAACUCCGCCGUCUCACUAGGAACUGGGGUAUCCAUGCUAAGCAGGAGGAGGUCGAGGUCGACAUUAAGGAAUUACUAAGCAAAAAUUUGUCUCGUCCUAUCAGGAUCCUCUUCACCGAGCCGAUCAUCCUGAUCAUCACGGUCUACAUGUCCUUCAUCUAUGGCUUGCUCUACCUCAACCUCACCGCCUACGGCAUCACGUAUGGUCAGAUCUACGGCUUCAGUUUGGGAGUUAGCGGGCUGCCAUACUUUGCUCUGCUCAUCGGCGUGGUUGUUGGUGUGAGCAUUGUCGUAGGCAUGAACGGUGGCUACGUCAAGAAGCUGAAAGCGAACAACAAUAUCCCGGUGCCGGAGUGGAGGUUGCCGCUUGCUAUGGCGGGUGGUAUUGUCUUCGCGAUCGGCCUCUUCUGGUUCGGCUGGGCAGGGUAUAACAAGAACGUCAGCCCAUGGGCAUCGAUCGCCGCGGGCCUGUUCAUUGGGUUCGGCAUCUACACCGUCUUCUUGCAAUGUCUAAACUACAUUAUCGAUUCUUACCUCAUGUUCGCCGCAUCUGCCAUCGCCGCCAACACCAUCAUGCGAUCCAUCUUCGGCGCCGUCUUCCCGCUCUUCGCAACAUACAUGUUCGAAGGCAUCGGCAUAAACUGGGGCAUGACCCUCCUCGGCUUCGUCGCCACGGCCUUCAUCCCCGUCCCUUUCAUCCUCUACGCCAAGGGUAAAAGUAUCCGAGCUAAAUCCAAGUUCGCUCCGGCGUUGGAUAUCCAGCAGGAUAAGCGGAGGGAUGAGGAGGCUAGGAUGGGUGGGGAUGUUGGGGGUGAGGGUGAGCAGCAGAUGGUGGCUGCAGGUGGGGCUGGUCCACCACAGCAGGAGGAGGAACAGGAUGAUUCGAGUGGGACGGCUUUUGAGAAGGAGGGUGCUAAUGGUAGUAGGGUUAAUAGUAAGGAUCCGGAGAAGGAGGGGAAGGAGGUUUGA
This is a messenger RNA of Recurvomyces mirabilis, 2163 nucleotides long. RefSeq lists its product as uncharacterized. NCBI's taxonomy places the organism in Eukaryota, Fungi, Ascomycota, Dothideomycetes, Mycosphaerellales, Teratosphaeriaceae. Gene Ontology annotation, biological process: transmembrane transport. The transcript is spliced from 7 exons. Gene Ontology annotation, cellular component: plasma membrane. Gene Ontology annotation, molecular function: transmembrane transporter activity. The record is from RefSeq and is a predicted model, not a curated record. The coding region runs from base 1 to 2163 and encodes 720 amino acids.